Molecule: messenger RNA, 417 nt
Organism: Suillus clintonianus
Lineage: Eukaryota; Fungi; Basidiomycota; Agaricomycetes; Boletales; Suillaceae
Product: stress responsive A/B barrel domain-containing protein
Exons: 4
Coding region: 29-328 (99 amino acids)
Source: RefSeq, a predicted model, not a curated record
AUCCUCUCGUUCCUCCUUCCAGUUCAUCAUGACGAUUCACCAUAUAGUCUUAUACAAGUUCAAGCCUGAAGCGACCCCUGAACAACGUCAGAGCGUGAAGGAUUCUGUCAGUACCCUUCCGUCCCAGAUACCCGCGAUACAGGGCCUCGUCACUGGCGAAUCAGUCUUCAACCCUCUUGGACAUGGCUAUGAUGAUGGGGUUAUUUUUCUAUUUGAGAGCGUAGCCAAGUUGAACGAGUAUCGACCACACAAGGCACAUAUCGAUUACCAGGCGUUGACGGCGCCUUAUAUUGAGGACAAACUCAUUUUUGAUAUUGAGACAGCUUAGAGGGGCAAACUACGUAGCUGUUCUACUUACAUGUAGAUGGUUAAAUCCACUGCAAAUAUCAAUUAUCAUGCGCAUCUGCUCAGAGCUGA